Molecule: messenger RNA, 3532 nt
Organism: Rhodamnia argentea
Lineage: Eukaryota; Viridiplantae; Streptophyta; Magnoliopsida; Myrtales; Myrtaceae
Product: cyclin-dependent kinase G-2
Exons: 7
Coding region: 563-2473 (636 amino acids)
Biological process (GO): protein phosphorylation; regulation of mitotic cell cycle
Cellular component (GO): nucleus
Molecular function (GO): ATP binding; cyclin-dependent protein serine/threonine kinase activity
Source: RefSeq, a predicted model, not a curated record
AAGCACUGCCGUCCAUCGAGGAACGCACAUUAACGCGUUGAGUUGACGAAAAUUCUCUAGGGUUUCGUCCUCCUCUCGAAGCAUCUUGCGAUUGCGAUCUACCGAUUCUCUUCUUCGCGACGCCUCUCCUGUUUCUCUCUCUUCAUCCUCCGGUAAGGCUUUCAGUACCUGCGGAUUUCGAAGGAGUGACGUCCGAAAGCCCCGUUUCUUCGCAUCUAGGUUUUCUGAUUCCUUUCCGGUUUCGUUCCUGAUUUGUCUGAAUCGGUUGCGGUGUCUCUCCUUGCCGAUUGGCGUCAGAUCUGCAAGUUUCGUUUCGUGUUCUCUCAUAUAUUUUAGAUUGCAACUAGGCUCCUAGAUGAUCUGCUGUUGACCGGGGGGAAAGAAAAAAAAGUAAAAGUGGUCGGGCUAUUGAUUAGGUUCCUUUCGUAGAAGUUGUGUAGUUUUUCUGAUUCUGAUUUGAUUCGGUUUGAAAGGGUGAUUCGUUCAAUUAUUUCAAUUUUACUAUCGUUUUGGGGAUCGUCAGUGUGGGUUUUUGAUAAAAGGAGUUGUGGUUGCAAACAAUAUGGCAACAGGGAAAUAUCAUGUUUCUAGGAGAUUGGAUUGUUACUCUUCCUCCAGAAGGGAUGGUCGCAAUACGAUUCGCUCAACUUGUCGCGGCGAAUUUAGCCAGUCCCGUGGCCAUGAAGCUAAGCGGAAUGAUGGACGCAAGAUGGUAUCGAAGAAUCGAGAUAAGGAGCAUCACCUCGUUGAGGUGCAGAGUGGUGCCAGAUUGUACCAAGAUGGUGUACGCCCAACUUUUGAGAAAAAGAGGAAGUUGUCCCCAAUUUUAUGGGAUGUGGAGGACACGGAAAUGUGGAUAUCUUCCAAGAACAGAGUGGUUUCAGCUGGCACUAUUUUAAGCCCGCCCAUGGCUACAUUUACAUUGUCAUCAAAUGAUGAGUCAGGCGGCUGCGUUUUGAACUCCUCUAUCUCAUUGGAUCAGGUACAUGGAUCUGAUCUUCCUAUGACUGAUCAAUCUAUAUCUCUGAGUGGGUCUGGAUGCAAGGCUCUGGCAUUGCAUCAGGAACCAAGUGAGGGUGGUGAUCAAGACGGCAGUAUGGUCGAGGAUGGAGAAUUUGUUCAUGAGAGAAACAUCUCAAUGUCACGAUGGGCAUCCGAUAGUGAUUCACCGAGACUUAUCUGUGCAUCCGACGAUGAAGAAAUGACUCUGGAGAAUAGAGCAUUGGUCACAAAAAGGUCAAGUCCAGAGAGUGGGGAGUUUCUUCCAGGAGGCUCUGAUCAUCGGACCUCGUCCGCUGGAUCUGAUGAGAUUGGGCUGGCUGGUGGAGCAAGUGUAGGUGAUUCUGAAUACAGUGAUCAAGCUGUUGUCAUGGAUGUUGACCACACUUAUCUUGGCAAUGCAGAUAACAACCAGGAUGACACGGAUGAUGAGAACAAUAGAGAGCAUCAAGAGUUUGAAGUGUCGUCAUUGCCUGCAAGACGAAGUAUAAACAUGCUUGAUUCUUGCAGAAGUGUCUUCGAAUAUGAAAGACUGAACAAGAUCAAUGAAGGCACUUAUGGUGUUGUCUACCGUGCAAGGGAUAGGAAAACAGGGGAAAUAGUGGCAUUGAAGAAGGUGAAAAUGAACAAACAGGACUCUGACGGUGGUUUUCCGCUAACAUCAUUGAGAGAGAUAAACAUUUUACUGUCUUUAAAUCACCCUUCCGUUGUAGGUGUUAAAGAAGUCGUUAUGGGUGAUGUUGAUAGUAUAUUUAUGGUCAUGGAGUACAUGGAACAUGAUCUCAAGGGGUUAAUGGAGACAAGGAAGCGUCCUUUCAGUACAAGUGAAGUCAAAUGCCUGAUGCUUCAGCUAUUGGAGGGUGUCAUUUAUCUCCAUGAUAAUUGGGUGCUUCAUCGGGAUUUGAAGACAUCAAAUCUUCUUUUAAACAACAAGGGAGAGCUAAAAAUAUGCGACUUUGGGUUGUCAAGACAGUAUGGGAGCCCAUUGAAGCCGUAUACUCCUCUGGUUGUUACCAUGUGGUACAGGGCACCCGAACUUUUAUUGGGAGCAAAACAGUACUCAACAGCAAUUGAUAUGUGGUCAAUAGGGUGUAUUAUGGCUGAAAUGUUGGCCAAUGAACCACUGUUCAAGGGAAAUAGUGAAGUCAAUCAGCUUGACAAGAUUUUCAGGACUCUUGGCACACCCAGUGAGAAAAUAUGGCCUGGAUUCUCUGAAUUGCCUGGUUCGAAAGCGAACUUUGUUAAACAACCGUAUAAUCUGUUGCGAAAGAAGUUUCCUGCCGCAUCUUUUACUGGAACUACUGUUCUUUCUGAAUCGGGGUUUGACCUACUGACCAGGCUUUUGACAUAUGACCCAGAGAUGAGAAUAACAGCGGAUGAAGCCCUUGAACAUGAUUGGUUUCGUGAAGUUCCACUACCUACUUCUAAGGAUUUCAUGCCGACAUUUCCCCCUAUGCAUACUAUUGUCAGAUGACUGCUUGCGGCCUGUUGGGAUUAUGGACGAAGAAUUUAACCUGCAGUUGCUCCCUGGAACAAUUUGAUUUGUUUGUGAUGGAUGUCUUUUUAAACCUCCUGCUUUGAUUUUUAGGCAUCUGGAAAGAUUAUCUCGCCGCAGGAGGAGUAACUGCAGGAAUGCGUAAUUGCAUUUUCUGUCCUUGGCAGGAACCUAGAUGAACCGUUGAUGAUAGUAACAGUGGGAAACUGCUCCGGUUCGAACAAUUUACUACUAUUACAUCUUCACACCUCCCUUGAGUCUGCAAGUAGAGCUCACUAACAGAUGAAGAGAUGCAAGCGAUACUGGGUAUUCGUGCCUACGAGGAUCAAAUCCCUUGAGGGGGGGGGUGCUCUUUUUGUACUCAUGCUUCUAGAAGAUCCACUGGAUGGUGGGAUUGGGAGUGCAGGGAUGCUUCCAUAUGAUGCCUUUGAGAGUGGAAAGAUUUUUCUUUGGGAUGUCUUCUUGUUUUUCCGUUAGUUUCUUUUUUGGCAUGGUUUACAAUAUUCGUUUUUAUUGCUGUGAUGAAGGUAGUCAAUUGGCCUGCAAUUGAUGGAGCAGUUUCAUCUUUGACAGCACUAGUUGGAUGGCCUGCUUCUUUUCUCAAGUCUGCGUUUAUCAGGGGGUCUUAGUCUUUAAUUCUGUUGGCAGUGCUUACUCCAAUAUACUUAUAUGUUAUAGGAUGGUGUUUCUGCCAGAUGUCAUUUCUGCUGCAAAGAUUUUUGGAAAGAUCUUAUAUUCACCUGUGUAUUGUGUUCAACAAUGACAGAUGAAUUUCGCUAGAUCAACCUUUCCGGAACACCAGCCAUGCAGUAUGACUUCCAUGUGAAUUUUCCAAUUCACCUGUCUUUUCUGCUCCAUGUCAUUUAUCAAUUUAGAACCACAUUUUUCUUGCAUAUGAUGAUUCUCUUCAUGUUAAGUCUAUUGGGUUGUAUUAACAGAUGUAUAUGUUUAAGGAAGGCAUCUUAUGGAGCUGGUGCAGCUGCUGUAGUGCAAGGCGAGUGCUUCAAUUUCAAUUUCAUGUUUCUUUUAUUGAUCUCA